Molecule: messenger RNA, 3135 nt
Organism: Dichotomopilus funicola
Lineage: Eukaryota; Fungi; Ascomycota; Sordariomycetes; Sordariales; Chaetomiaceae
Exons: 2
Coding region: 1-3135 (1044 amino acids)
Source: RefSeq, a predicted model, not a curated record
AUGCGUGGCACUUUUCUCUUGUCGUCCCCGUUGGCGACGUUCUUCGUUGCCGCUCUUCUCGCCGGCCAUGUCGACGCCGGGUUCUGGGGCAAGAAGAGGAUGAUGGGGGCAGGCGGUGGUACUCCCGGCCCGGAUGCCAAUGGCGGGUCGGGGGGUACUGGUGGUGGCGGUGGUACUGGCAAAUACACCGUGUCCAGCAACAUGACAUUAAAGGUUGGCUCGACGACUAUCGACGCUUCGGGCAGCCAAUGUACCUUUGACGACCUGGCCUCAGAGCCCAUCAUAAUAUACCCCCAAGCAGACGAGAACAUGACCUACGUCGCCAUGGGCAUGCAACUCUCCGUGAACCUCAGUUCCCUCGACCCGCUAGACAUCCUGUCCACAUCAAAACUCUACCUCUCCUACCUCCAAUCCGGCCUGCAACGGCGCGGCCCCGACAACCCCAUGAUGAUCUCGGACAUCAACCCACUGGUCCCCUUUCAAGUAUCCGGGCAGAACGACGGCCAACCAAUCAUGCUGGCCACGCUCCUCUUCAUCCAACCACACCCGCUCAUCGUCGAGGACAAGUUCUCCAUGGCGUUCAAAGGGAUGGCCAUGGACGAGUCAAAACGUCAAAAUUUUAACUUUGAGGAGUUCCUCGACAGCGCAGCCAUCACAAAACUCCAGGCCAGCAUCUGGAUCGUAGUCAACGGGACGAACGGGGCCAGCGGAGGCAGCGCGGGCAUGACGCCCACGCCUACUCCAACUCCAGGGCCAGGUGGUAACGGCAGCGGCGUGACCGUCAUAACGGCCACGGACGCCAACGGAAACCCCGUUCUCAUCACAUCCACCUUGCCUCCGGGCGCGGGUGGUACUCCCGGUGCGGGCGGUACUCCUGGAGCAGGUGCAGGGAGUGUGACAACCAUCACUACCGUCGACGCGAAUGGCAACCCAGUCCUAAUAACCUCUACCAUCCCGCCGGGGGCCGCUGGUACACCCGGAUCUGGAACUGGAUCUGGCGGUCCCGGCGGAGUCGGCGGAGCCAGCAGCGGCGGACAAGGCGGUGGUGGCUCCGUGACGACCAUCUCCACGGUCGAUGCCAACGGGAACCCUGUCCUCCUCACAUCGACUCUACCUCCUGGUGCUGGGAGCACACCCGGCUCCAACGGCCAAGGCGGCCAAGGUGGCCAAGGCGGGCAGGGCGGGCAGGGCGGUCAAAACGGUCAAGGCAAUUCCGUCACAACCAUUUCCACCGUCGACGCCAACGGAAAUCCGGUGCUUAUCACUUCUACCCUACCACCUGGUUCGGCUGCAACCGCCGCUACCACAGCAGCCGUGGGUACACCCGGCGCUGGCGGAAAUGGCGGAGGAGGCAGCGCCGACACAGGCAACCAAACCCCAGCAGCCGGCACCCCGACCGUCAUCAGCACCGUCGACGCCAACGGCAACCCAGUCCUCAUCACCACCACCGUACCUCCCGGCGGUGGUAGCGGUGCUGGUACACCAGGCGCAAGCACCCCAGGCGGUACCCCCGGCCCAUCCGCAGGCAACAGCGCCGGCAACGACGACGGCGUGCUCUACAAACCCGUCACCACAGUCCAGGACGUGGUAACCAUCACAGUCGCCGAGGGUACUGGUACCACCAUCACGACGACUAUGACGUUCUUGUCGACUGUUAUGGUGCCUGUGUCUGGGUGUGAUGCUGCUAGUCAAGUGAGCCUUGUCGGAGGAGGGGGUGGUAACUCUAACGGAGGUGGUGGUGGGGGAGAGACGGUCACGGCCACGGUGACGGUUGAUCAAGCGGGUACACCGUUGGGGACGUCGUUGCCUUCGGAUGGGAGUGGUGGUGGUAACGGUGGUAAUGGUGGUGGUGGAUCAGCGGGGAAUACAGGCACCGCUGCUACGGCUACGGCUACUUCCACGGGAGGGGGAGGAAGUGGAGGUGGAGGUUGUCAUGUCUGCGGGGGAGGCGGUGGUAGUGAAUCCAGCACCAGCACUGCCUCUGCCAGCACAACUCACUGCCCCGUCUGCGGCGGAGGAGGAGGAGGAGGCGGAGGUGGUGGAGGAGGCAACGAAGUAACAUCCACCAUGACAUCCACCGUCACAGCCUCACCUAGCGACGGACCCUGCGACGUCUGCGGCGGUGGAGAUGGAAAUGGCGAUGGAAAUGGCGAUGGAGGUGGUGGUGACAGCAGUCAAACCACCACCAGCGAUACACCCAGCCAGACGACCGAAACCCCAUGCCAUGUCUGCGGUGGCGGUGGAGGCGGUGGUGGUGGUGAUUCCAGCACUAGCACUACGACCUCUGCAAGCUCAACACACUGUCCCGUUUGCGGCGGAGGAGGAGGAGGAGGAGGUGGGAGUGAAACAACCACUUCUGCCACUCCAAGCCAGACAGAAACACCAUGUGACGUCUGUGGUGGUGGUCACGGUGGAGGUGGAGGUGGAGGUGGAGAUGGAGGUGAUGGAAGCCAGAGCAGUCAAACAACGACUAGCGAUACACCCUCUCAGACCGAGACACCAUGUGAUGUUUGCGGAGGUGGUGGAGAUGGUGGUGGUGGAGGCGGUGGUGAUGGGAGUCAGAGCAGCCAGACCACGAGCAGUGGCACGCCAUCUCAAACUGGUGGGGGUGGUGGUGGUGGAGGUGGAGGUGAUGGCUCGAACGGUGGUAGUACCUCGCAGACUGGAAGCACAGCGACGGCUACGGCGACGGGGACCCCGGGGAAUGGCAACGGCAACGGCGACGGCGACGGCAACGGCAACGGCGACGGCAAUGGAAGCGGAAAUGGGAAUGGAAAUGGGAAUGGUAACAACAACACCACAGCAACAGCCACAACCUCCACCCCAACCGGCCCCAUAACCACCCCCUCAACCACCCCACCCCCCGGCGGAUCCGGAUCCGGAUCCGGAGGCUCCGUCAACAACCCAGCCGAAACAACCCUCACCAAACUAACAGUCCUCUACCCGAUCCCCUGCCCCUGCGACUCCACCUCCGGCGGCACAACAACACCCACUCCCGAUCCCAACUCAGGACCAGCUGGUCCAGCAGCCCAAGCCGUCGUCGUCCCAGCAAGCGCUUUCAAAGAUACCCCACCAGGGUUGAUAACCGCGUUAAUGCUGGGUGGCGUAGCGUUACUUUUCUUUGUUUUCUUGUGA